Cyanistes caeruleus (blue tit) is the source of this 5105-nucleotide messenger RNA. It is a transcript of the gene TMEM204, whose product is annotated as transmembrane protein 204. Gene Ontology annotation, cellular component: plasma membrane. The record is from RefSeq and is a predicted model, not a curated record. Gene Ontology annotation, biological process: regulation of vascular endothelial growth factor receptor signaling pathway; smooth muscle cell differentiation; lymph vessel development. NCBI's taxonomy places the organism in Eukaryota, Metazoa, Chordata, Aves, Passeriformes, Paridae.
GCCCAGGGCAGUAUUGGAGUCAACAUCCCUGGAAGGAUUUAAAAGCUGUGUGCAUGUGGCACCUGGGGACAUAGGUCUGUGGCUGGGGCAAUGGUUGGACUUGAUCUUUUCCAACCUUUAUGAUUCUAUGACUAGACUGAUUGGUUCAGCCUUUGUAAAAUAUAAUUGUAACUGUUUUUAAUGUUACAUAAAAGAAAGAAGCUUGGGCUCUGCUGAAAAUAAAUACUCAGACUUCAUCAAAUUGCAAAUAUCAAAUGGGAGGAGACAGACGCAGGUAUGUGACAUUUCUGUAAAGGUAAAUCUCUCCUGGCGUUAUCUGCAGAUAAACAUCAUCUGUCUUGCUGCUGAAUCCCUGGCUUAUAAUAAACACAGAAUCAUAAUAGCAAAUAAUCCAAGGGGUUUAAAAUAUGCAAAGACAGUCAUUGCUGAUAGGAAAUUUCUUUGAAGAAUGGCAGACACUUGUGUGUUUAUACAAAUAUAUGUUUAAGUUCUAAAAACUGCAAGAUACAGAAACAUGACCAAUUAUAGGGAAAAAGAGAAAUCAAAGAUGCUCUAGUGCUCUCAAAGGAUGAUGAUGCUCAAAGUACUUAAAGCUUCAUAUGUUUAAAGAUUAAAAAUUAUCAGAACACAUGGAGGAGAGUUGAGCUCAUAGGUUAGUACAUUCAACUUCAGUAGCUGAAAACUAAUUAUAGGAGCAUCUUUCUGUGUAUUGGGUCAGGGCAGAUUGGUUGGUUAGGGGCAAAGCCUCUUGCCUGGUAAGACAGAGCCACUAUAAAAUUAAAUCAGUUUCUAAUCUAAUUUAUUGAUUGCAGUGAACGCCUGUGUCAGCCCCUCAGGUGUGGUGGUGCUUGGUGAGGAAGGUCUCUGCCAGGUCUCCUCAGUGCUGACUGGAUGCUGUGCCUUCAGUUCAGUGCGUGAAGGCAAUGCUACACUCGUGCGGGAUUUGUGCAGCCUGAAGAACGGUGCCAGGCUCAGCUCAGGAGAGGCAGAACCCCAGGCAGUACUGCCCGGCCGCAAGGCAGCACCCACCACAAUCCCUGUCCUCGUCUUGGUGCUGCCGAGGCAGCUGAUGACAACAGCAAACAGCAAAGAGCCGUCUGGAGUGCCAGUCUGGGCAAGACCGCUCUGGAAACACGCAGGUUCAAGGACAGUUUGGAGUGCCCUCAACAACCCUCUUUAACCGGUUUAUCAGAGGAACACCUGCAUUGCCCGGUGGCAGUCCAUUCCGUACUGGGCUGUCAGCAGGGACAUCCUAUCAAGCACACGGCAGCAAAGUUUCCAAGUCCUGGGCAGCGAGAGGGGUGGGCAGCCUCCCUGGAGGCUCCGCGGAGCCAGCAGCGUGCCCGGCACUCCGGGACUCGGCUGUGCCAGCUCCACGCCGGCGCUUGUGCGGUGACUCUCAGCCUCACACCCGAACACUUGCCCUUGUCUUUGCAGAUACCCCCAAACCGGGUUGUUAUCGGGCUGAGAAUCUAGAGAUUUUUUACUUCCUAUUUAUCUGCCACGGUCUAUGGUCUAUGCACUAUAGUGCAGAGAGAACGCGGACAUCAGGGCACCCCCGCAGCGCUUUCGUCGCGCUGUCCAGCAGCGAACCCCAAUAUUGUUUUGCUUCUAGUAAAAGUCGACUACGCCCUGAGUCUCACCAAAACGAGCCACAAAAACAGCCAUUUCCUCUUGGUGGGGAGGUGGGGGGGCCUUUUCCUCACUGCAGUGGCUGUUCCUGUCCCCGCACUCACAGCUCGGCUCUUCGGAGAGGGACAGGGCAGAGCAACCUCCUCGAGAUACUCCAGACUUGCAGAUCACCUUUGGGAUGACCACACUCCCCUCUGGGUCGGCUUAGCUUUGAGAGGAUGACAUCUGUCACCGUUUGCAGGAUAUUCUGAAGUUUGCACCCAAAGCCAGGCUUUUGGAGCAGCACUGGUUGGCUUGGAGGAUCCAGUGCUCAGCAGGCUACAGCGAGCAUCACAUCCCACUUCUGCCCCACCCCAGCUCAGACUCUCCUGCCCCGACACUGGAUUCUGUUUGGAUUCACCCCGUCCAACACGGAAUGGACACAGGGAGUGUCAUCCAGUUCACCACGGGACUGGCAUUACUUAUCAAAGUGCAAGAAGGUGGAUAAGUUAACGCUGGGAAGGACCUAACAAAGCUUCUUUGUGUUCUUAUUUUAUGGAAUUCUCCUAUCUACCUCACAAAAUUCUCAUUUCCUUGGUCAGAAAUCCCUCUGGAGUUGACUUCAAGAAUGAACGGUGAUGUCCUCUAGCGCCCCGUAACACCCCAGCGCAGCCGCCAGUUCCCAGCCCAAUUUCAAUGUGCUGCAGCUGACCAGGACCUCGUGUCGUCUGCAAUUAGAGACUGGCAGCAAGCUGACAGUCAGAUAUGACUGUCCAGAAACUGGUAGCCACAGCCGUGUUGGUAGCCCUGGUCUCACUCAUCCUUAACAAUGCGGCUGCCUUUACCCCCAACUGGGUGUACCAAACGCUGGAGGAUGGGCGCAAGCGCACUGUGGGGCUCUGGAGGAUGUGCUGGCUGGCAGAGCGGAGCAGAGCGGGUGCAAGCACCAGUGCCAGGCACGGGCAAGGGGAGGAGCAGGAGUGUGAAGCCCUGGGCUGGGGGUCAGAGUCGGCUGGGUUCCAGGAGUCACGCAGCACUGUCAAACUGCAGUUCGACAUGAUGCGUGCCUGCAACCUCAUUGCCACGGUGGCUCUGACUGCUGGCCAGCUCCUCUUUGUCCUGAGGCUAAUGGAACUCCCCAUCAUCUCCCAGGAUACCCAGUGGUGGGAGGAGGCCAUAGCUGCUGUGUUCCAACUUGCCAGUUUUGUUCUGGUUAUCGGACUGGUGACAUUCUAUCGUAUCGGACCAUACACCAACCUCUCGUGGUCCUGCUACCUGAACAUUGGAGCCUGCCUUCUGGCCACACUGGCAGCUGCCAUUCUAAUCUGGAACAUCCUCCACAGGCGUGAGGACUGCAUGGCACCCCGGGUCAUUGUCAUCAGCCGCACCCUGACUGCUCGCUUUCGCCGUGGCUUGGAAAAUGACUAUGUUGAGUCACCAUGCUGAAAGAGCACACUUGAAAGAUGAAAGAUCACCAAGGAAAUCUGCAUUGGAGUUGUUUUCUAUAUAUGCUAUAAUUUAAGGGUUGCAAGACAUUACAAUGUUCACUUGUUUGGGCAGAGGUCCUUGAUUAUUAUUUGGAUGGGCUCCAUCUCUAUACAUAUGUAUAAAACACAUAAUUUUAUACAUAUAUAUAAAAAAUAUUAUAUUGCCCUCUCCUUUUGUUGUACAGCACAGAAUUGUUGGGUUGGCUGCAUGGCAGCAGGGUCAGCUGGAAAAGAUAACAAGUGUAUGCAAUGAGAAUACAGGAAAGAGGGAACCAAACAAAUUUUCUCUGUCUGCAUCAAGUUCUCCUGCUCCCUAAAAAUAAAACAAAAAGGUAUAGGAGACCAGUGACAAUAGCUUGGGAGUUAACAUGCAAUCUGAGAAAGCAGAAAACUCACUAUAGACUAAGUGGUGGGUUUAAAAACUGUCUAAAUUUCAUGACUUUCUAGUUCUUCUAUUCACCUCUCUACAAGGAACAAAUUCUCAUUAGCUGCAAUACCUGCUCCCAGCCCCAGAACAGACCAGAGAGUAAAAAGCAAAAGCAACUCUAACUAUUCUUAUGUAAAGAAAGGAAUUGCAGAAGAAUUAAGCUGCACUUUUUUCAGACAUUUCUUUUGUAUGCUGAGACACAGGUUUGCUAACGUCCUAUGCAUAAACAGACAUUAAAAAUGAGAAUGGUACGCAGCUAGAACAGGCCACACAUGCUGCUGAAAAAAUGUUUCAAUGUUACAUUGAGGGCAAAUGUCCACAGGAGGCUACCUGAACUCCCUAAUAAUCAAAUAUAUUAUUAAAUUGCAUUGUUGGGAACUAUUAUAAAAAAGAAAUAUUCCAGCCCACUUUGGUUUGUCUUCUCACCAGCUAGUUAUAACAUUUGAUGUGACAUUAGAAUGCUAUGGCAGGACACCAGUUCUGCCCAGCAAUGCCCAGAGCCACAUAACACAGGGAAUAUUGGAGAACAGAGCUGCCACUCAAGCACCCAGACUGGAGAAUAAAAUAAAUAUACAGGACUUCAUGAUUUUGACAUUUAAAAACAACCUGCCUGAUAGUUUGAUAUGAUAAUGAAGUGAAAAAAGUAAUGCCUAUAGAAUUAGGUAUAAUGUUUAUAAGCCUCAACCUGAGAAGCACAUGGCCUCACAAAAGUCAUAUGCAUAUAAUUUUCAGAAAAAAACCCACAACAUAUCAAAAACUAUUAUGCACGAAUACAUGGGAUACAGGAACCUGAGGCAAUGACAGGUGUGUAAGCACUCUCAGAAUGCUGCUCUGAGUACAAUUACUGAUAGGAUUGAGGGACCAUGAGCUGUGAAUGUUACAAAUUCCUCAAGACUGUUGUGUUGCUCCCAGCUGAGUACACUGCUUUGCUUCUUUAUCACUAUUUCCAGACUUUUUAAAAAUGUGAUCAUCAAGCUGGCUCUUGAGUUCUGUUCUGCACUCAGUUUGGUUAUGAUAAGAAACUCAACCCCAACUGCUGCUCUGCACCACAUUCCAAAUGAGAAACACUGUACAGAGACUGAUGCUCUAGAACAACUGCACUGCUCUAGACUGUCAGGGGAAAUACCAUUAAGCUGACAAAGAGUUUCUUCUAGCAGUAGGUUUGUAAAAACCAACUAAAAUUAGUAUUCAUCUGCCUGCAUUAAUUUUCUGGGAAAAAAAAAGAAGUCCAGAAGUAAUAUGAUUAAAUGCGGUGGUUCUUAAAAUAAAAUAUUAGAGUAUUUAAGAGACAUUAUAUUAUUUCCUCUAAUAUUGCAAUAUCCAUAUUAUAAUAAUGUACAUGUGAAUUUAAAAAACAGCUAUGUGGUUGGUAAAUCUAUAACACUUGGUAUUGCUGUGAUUAUUUUAGAUGUAUAAAUAAAAUUGUGAAUGUUCAUUUUCUUCAAGUGAUGACAUUUUUGCCAUUCAGACACAGGAUAAUGUUGCAGGUUAUCAGUAAUUCUUUCUCUUUUAGUAAAAAAGAAUCCACAAUGUAUUAUAGACAAAGAAUGAGCAGAGCAUUAAAAUGUCUGUGAGAUAAA